UACACACCCCAAGAGCUAAGGAAUACAAAAAUAUUCUUAAAAAUCACGACGUCAGACUUUGAAUCGGAUAUCCAUUUGACCAUACCGUCUGGAUACUACAAAGAUUAAGUUUCUGUGUACAAGUCCAUCACAUGUUCUCAAAAAAUAAAGUAGGAGAAAAAGGAACUGAAUGGUUGGUUGGUGAAGAAAGAUGAUACGUAGCUUCCGGUUUAGAGCUCCGACGAACCAUCCCGGUUCCUCCAUCAAAACCGACCACAGCCACCGGUUAAUCAGGUUUCCGACGAGAUGCUCGUCACCAGAUCUCAGCCAUUACACGGUUCUUGGUUUGACUCCUUUUGCAUCUCAAGCCGAAGUUAAGCGAGCCUUCAAACGUCUUGCUCUUAAGUACCAUCCAGAUGUCCAAAAGGGACAAAAGAAGGAUUUCAAGGAGAUCAUAUCAGCUUGCCAGUGUUUGAUGCAAAAGUUUGAGAAUCAAGAAGAAGAAGAAGUAGAGGAGCUAACAGAAUUGGAUGAAACCGACGAGUGGGAGGAAUGGAUGGGCUUCGAAGGUGGGAUACCAUCAUGCGUGUACACUUCUUUUUAGAGAAAAUAUCAACGUGUACUGGUUACACCAAAAUAGAGGUUUAAUUUGUUGGCCACCAUGUUUCGUGACUCGAGUAUAAUUUAUCGAUUAGUCACUUAUUUAAAUUUUAUUUUAACUUAAAUUGUUUGAAAUAAAUAUUACUUUAUGCGUUAUCACAUGUGAUAUAUAUAUAUUUUUUGCUAGAACAGAAUAACUCUCACAGAUUAAUUAAGUGUGAUUGAAAGUCCUUCUAGUUCUUGAAUAGCUUUUAUUGAGUAAAAACAGAUUUUCACCAGGUUACGUCAGUACAACCCAACCAAGAUAAAAAUAGUUACUCUGGUGUAAAGUAUUGUCUUUUGUGGCUUUCUGAA
This is a messenger RNA of Brassica napus (rape), 933 nucleotides long. RefSeq names its product chaperone protein dnaJ 8, chloroplastic. The coding region runs from base 191 to 583 and encodes 130 amino acids. The transcript is spliced from 4 exons. The record is from RefSeq and is a predicted model, not a curated record. NCBI's taxonomy places the organism in Eukaryota, Viridiplantae, Streptophyta, Magnoliopsida, Brassicales, Brassicaceae.